This is a messenger RNA of Cercospora beticola, 1920 nucleotides long. Its product is annotated as aldehyde dehydrogenase family protein. The record is from RefSeq and is a predicted model, not a curated record. Lineage: Eukaryota; Fungi; Ascomycota; Dothideomycetes; Mycosphaerellales; Mycosphaerellaceae. Gene Ontology annotation, molecular function: aldehyde dehydrogenase (NAD+) activity.
CGGGAAUAACAAUGGGUUUUGAAUGCGAGCAAGCGACAUCGACAACAACGUGAAGUGGAGGCUCUACGACGUCGACGAAUACGAUUCGCUAGAAUCUGCCUGAAGAUUUCAAAUACGUCGAUCGCAGCAAGCUAGUUCUACCUACCCCUCCGGUCCACCUGUCUAGGCCUAGGCCUCUGCACUGGGGCUGCCUAACGUCAUCAGGCCCGAGGCAAUACAAAGUAUUGUUCGCACGCUGAUCACAUUUCGUGUUCCUGCCCUCUUCCUCGUCAAGAAUCAACAACUGAACAUCAACAGCAAUUAUGUCAUCUCCUAAGCUUCUCUCGGGAUCUUUCUCCCACAUCAUCAACGGAAAGGCAUAUGACACCAAAGGAGCAAAGACUCUGGACGUGAUCAACCCCGCGACUGAGGAGAAGAUUGCCUCCGUGCCCAUUGCUACGCGCGAAGUGCUUGAUGAAGCCGUCGAACAUGCUCAGACCGCAUUCGAAUCAUGGUCUCAGACACCAUGGCAAGAGCGUGCAAAGGCGAUCAAGGCUGUCGGUGAAGAGUACAAGGCAAUGAGCCAGGACAUCGUCGAGCUGCUUGUGCUUGAGCAAGGAAAGGCCACUCCAUUUGCAAAGGGCGAGGUCGAUCUUGUCAACGAAUGGUUCGAGCGUCAACCAAGCAUGGAAAUCAAGGAGAAGGUUGUGUGGGAGAACGACGAGACAAAGGCCAUUGAGCAGUACGUUCCAUUGGGCGUUACCGCUGGCAUCGUGCCAUGGAACUUCCCAGUACUCCUCAUGAUCUGGAAGAUCAUCCCCGCUGUCCUCACAGGAAACACGAUCAUCAUCAAGCCUUCGCCAUUUACCCCUCUAUGCGAUGUCAGAUGUGUCGAGCUCUUCAACCGACACCUGCCACCUGGUGUCGUGCAAAUUGUGCUGGGAGACGACAAUCUUGGCCCAUGGGUCACAGAGCACCCAAAGAUUCGCAAGAUUUCUUUCACCGGAAGCACCGCAACUGGUCGCCUGGUGGCCAAGAGCUGCUCCGCGACUCUGAAGCGUGUGACUCUGGAGCUGGGCGGUAACGAUGCUUGCAUUGUCCUGCCAGAUGUUGACAUCGAGAAAGUGGCGCCCACUAUCCUGCUGAGUGCUUUCUUCAACUCCGGCCAAGUAUGCCACGCAGCAAAGCGCAUCUACGUCCACGAAGACAUUUUCGAGAAGCUCUCGAAGGCACUGGUCGAGGCCGCCAACCAAGCUGGCGUAGGACCCGGCUCCAAGGAGGGCGUCAUGUAUGGCCCAUUGAACAACCGACAGGUCUACGAGAAGGUCAGCGAAUUCUUUGCGGACUCGCAGAAGAACAACCACGAUUUCUUGACCGGCGGCAAGAUUCCCGAAGGUCCAGGAUUCUUCGCACCACUGACACUCGUCAACAACCCACCAGAGAACAGCCGUCUCGUGCAAGAGGAGCCUUUUGGACCAAUCGUGCCAUUGCUCAAGUGGAAUGAUGACAAGGAAGUCAUCAAGCGCGUCAACGACUCUUCGUGGGGUCUGGGCGCCACCAUCUACGGCACAGACUUGGCUCGCGUUGAGAAGUUGGCUCGCCAAGUCGAGGCUGGUGUCGUGUGGACCAACACUAUGAUGCAGCAGCAUCCGGAGGUUCCUUUCGGCGGCUUCAAGGGCAGCGGUGUCGGCUGUGAGAACGGCGAGGCAGGUCUGAAGGGCUGGUGCCAAGUGCGCAGCAUAUAUUUGGCAAAGGCAUGAUCGUGCUACUCGAAUAGGAACAUUGAACCGAUAGGUACACAUGAAUUGCGAUACCUCUACAACUGCAGAACAUAUCAACAGCGUGCUGGCUCCCUUGCGCUGCAAUUUGAUACCUCCAAGCCCACGCUCUCCGGCAAAUCCAAAUGACUGCGUUGGACUUGUUGGGCUAUCAUCAUCGUGA